AUGGAGAUAGUCGGUCCUUCUAAGCGCAUGUGGGCAGGUGUUGCCAUGAACCUCUUCUGGAGUGCGGGAAACAUGAUCACAGCUCUAACGGCCUAUCUCUUCAGGGACUGGAAGACUCGACAGCUGAUUGUCAGUGUCCCGGCGGUUGUCUUUGCUUAUUUAUUUUUUAUCCCAGAGUCCCCAACGUGGCUGCUCAAACAUGGAAAAAAGGAGGAAGCUAAACGGAUAGUGGCAACUAUUGCGAAGAAGAACAAAGUGAAAGUAGAUCUAAAUGUUCUUGAUGAGAUCGAUAUUGAAAAUGAAGAAGUUAAACAAGAACCAUUCUGGAAUCUUUUGAAGUCUUCAGUGAUGAUGCGUCGAAUGAUUAUCAUCUGCUAUAAUUGGUUUGCAGCUGGAAUGGGUUUCUACGGCCUCAGCAUGAACGUCACCAACCUCUCUGGAAGCAUCUACCUCAACUUCUUCUUAUUCAUCCUAUUCUCAGAGGUUCUAGCUUAUAUUUCCUGUUUUUUCCUAAUGGAUCGUAUCGGACGCAAGUUGUUGCUGUGUAUAUCUCUAUCGCUAACCGGGGCAGCAUGCAUUCUUCCUUUGAUUCCAGUACUAGUUUCAGAUACACCUGAGAAGUGGGCCAUCAACAUCCUCGCCAUUGUAGGAAACACGUGUGCCUCUGCUGCCAUGUGUGCCGUCUACACCUUCACAGCUGAACUCAUGCCAACCACAUCAAGGACAUUUGGCAUGUCAAUGAGUUCAAUUUGCUGUAGAGUUGGAAGUCUACUGUCUCCCUAUAUUGUUGACUUGACGAUGUACUUAUCCGGACGUUUUGGUCAGAUUCUCCCCAUGCUGGUAUUCGGGGGUAUCACAAUCUUGGCGGCCCUUCUGGCUCUGCUUCUCCCGGAAACAGUGAACAAGAAGCUACCGGAAACCAUCAAGGAAGCUGAGAUGCUCGGGACGAGUGCGUACAAGGCUGCAGAUGCAUCUCCUGUUCAGCUGAUUCCACUUGAAUCUCAGUCGAAGGAGAGGUGAGGUGAAA
Messenger RNA from Haliotis rufescens (red abalone), 1027 nucleotides. RefSeq names its product organic cation transporter protein-like. Gene Ontology annotation, cellular component: membrane. The transcript has 6 exons. NCBI's taxonomy places the organism in Eukaryota, Metazoa, Mollusca, Gastropoda, Lepetellida, Haliotidae. Bases 1 to 1020 code for a protein of 339 amino acids. Gene Ontology annotation, biological process: transmembrane transport. Gene Ontology annotation, molecular function: transmembrane transporter activity. The record is from RefSeq and is a predicted model, not a curated record.